Penicillium canariense is the source of this 7704-nucleotide messenger RNA. RefSeq lists its product as uncharacterized. Gene Ontology annotation, molecular function: fatty acid synthase activity; phosphopantetheine binding; 3-oxoacyl-[acyl-carrier-protein] synthase activity. NCBI's taxonomy places the organism in Eukaryota, Fungi, Ascomycota, Eurotiomycetes, Eurotiales, Aspergillaceae. Gene Ontology annotation, biological process: secondary metabolite biosynthetic process; fatty acid biosynthetic process. The transcript has 6 exons. The annotation marks the transcript as partial. The record is from RefSeq and is a predicted model, not a curated record.
CGCUCCUUUUCAGAGAAUUUCUCUCUUUGCUUUUAUUUUGCACAUAUGAGUGACACGCCAGAUUCUAACCCCAAAAUGUCGACCGAUAAUGAGGCUAAGCCGAUGCCUGUCGCCAUCGUGGGUAUGGCCUGCAGAUUACCUGGCCAAGUAAGUAGUUUGGAAUCAUUCUGGGAAUUAUGUUCGCGUGGUCGAAGUGGAUGGUCAGAAAUGCCCGAGAGUCGCUUUAAUGCGGCUGGUUUCUACCACCCAAAUCCAGACCGUACAGGAUGCUUCAACCCGAAAGGCGGUCACUUUUUGGACGAAGAUGUUGCUUUUUUUGACGCCCCCUUCUUCAAUAUCACGGUACAAGAAGCGCGCUCCCUCGAUCCACAGCAACGACUACUUCUCGAAUGUUCAUAUGAGGCGCUGGAAAAUGGCGGAAUUACGAAACAAUAUCUUCAAGGUCGCGAUGUUGGAGUUUUUGUCGGCGGUUCACCAUCGGACUACGAAGUCAACAACCUUCGUGAUACUGCGACCAUUCCUAUGCAUCAGACUACGGGUUGCGCAACGUCUCUGCAGUCGAACCGUAUCUCCUACUACUUUGAUUUAAAAGGUCCCAGCAUGACCGUGGAGACGGCAUGUUCAUCAAGCUUAACUGCCUUGCACCUAGCAUGCCAGAGCCUCCGAUCCAAAGAAUGUUCGACGGCCUUGGUCGGUGGGUGCCACGUUAACCUGCUACCGGAUACAUUCGCUUCGAUGUCUCUUUCUCGGCUGUUUUCAGAGAGCGGAAAGAGCUUCCCUUUUGACCAGCAAUCCAAGUCGCAGACAGUGAACGGGUAUGGCCGUGGCGAAGGUGUGGGUUGUCUGGUGUUGAAGCCACUACAAGAUGCAGUGGAUGCGGGUGAUGCGAUCCGAGCCGUGAUUCUGAACACCGGUGUGAAUCAAGAUGGUCGAACUCGAGGCAUCACCAUGCCAAACAGCGUAUCCCAAGAAGAACUUAUACGCAGAGUUUAUCAACAAGCACAGAUUGACCCCGGCGAAACCGGAUUUGUCGAAGCGCAUGGAACGGGGACGACUGUUGGCGAUCCGGCCGAAGCAAGGGCUUUAUCGGCUGUUUUUUGUGAAGGGCGGAAUCGGAAAAGCCCCCUCCUGAUAGGCUCUGUGAAAUCAAAUAUCGGACACACCGAGGGGGCGAGCGGAAUUGUGGCUGUGAUUAAAACCGCCUUGAUGUUGGAGAGAGGAUUUGUUCUACCGAAUUGUGGUGUGACCGAACCCAACGACGAGAUCCCAAUGAAAGAUUGGAAUUUAAAGGUUCCCAAGAAGGUCGCACCCUGGCCCAGAGGGAAGGAAUAUGCCAGUGUCAACAACUUUGGCUAUGGAGGUACCAAUGCUCAUGUUAUCAUGGGAAAGGCACCGAAGAUUCAAUCCCUGAAGAAGACAUCUGAUGCCCGACUGCAAGAGGGCUCAAUCGAUAAAAUGAAGGAGCAAUCUGCGGCACGCUAUGUGUACACACUCUCAGGACCUAACAAAAGAGCAGUUGGGGCGCUGGCCAAAAACGUGGCAACUUACCUGGAAAAGCAUCCAGAUGCCUUUGAUGCCUUUGUCAUGAGCAAUCUUGCAUACACAUUGGGUCAAAGGCGCAGCUUAUUUCCGUGGAGGGCGGCUGUCUCUGCCUCCACUAGCAAAGAGCUGAUCGCACUUCUGUCAGCCGACCUGGAACCAUUCAAUGUCUCUGAAGAACCUUCCGUCUCUUUGGUAUUCACGGGCCAGGGUGCUCAGUGGUAUGGGAUGGGCCAGGAACUAUUGGAAGUUUCGCCAGUAUUUGCUGGGACAUUGCAGAAUGUGGACAGGAUCCUCAAGGCUUUGAAGAGUGGAUUUUCGAUUAUUGAUGAGCUACGCAAGGAUUCAUCCAACAGCUCCCUCUAUGAGCCAUACCUCAGUCAGCCGGCCUGCACAGCUCUUCAGGUUGCAUUGGUUGACCUUCUUUGCUCCUGGGGUAUCUCUCCUCUCUCGGUUAUCGGCCACUCCAGCGGAGAAAUCGCAGCUGCCUAUGCCGCCGGUAUCCUCACCAUCGAGCAAUGUGUACGUAUUGCAUAUGCUCGCGGUGCAGCAGCACAAGCUCUGAAGAACGAUCCACGGCAAAUCGAAGGAAUGAUGAUGGUGGCUGGAGCCAGCCCGACAAGACUCCAGCCAUUCAUAGACGAGAUUGCAGGAGGCUGUGCCGUGAUCGCAUGUAUCAACAGUGAAUCAAGCGUGACUAUCUCUGGCGAUGCGGAUUCAAUCACCAGACUCGAUGCCAUUCUGAGUAAACAGGACAUAUUCACUCGAAAACUUCGCACUGGAGUUGCCUAUCACUCACCCCACAUGAAGCAAAUUGCUGGGAGCUAUAGGGGGCUCAUGGGAAAAAUUGUGCCACGAGAGUCGACAAUUCCUUUCCACUCUACUGUUCGAGGCCAGCUUGUUGAUGCCACUUCCCUGACUGAAGAUUACUGGAUUCAAAAUCUCACUUCCCCAGUCUUGUUCUCGCAAGGCUUGCAAAGUUUGAUUACAGAAUGCAACACCGGUGCCAGCAAACGGACCCACAUCCUCAUCGAGAUCGGGCCUCAUCCUGCCUUGCAAUCUCCCAUUCAAACCAUUACUCGACAAGAUUCAAGAGAUACGGACUUCCAGUACCUUCCAAGCAUCAAGCGCCAUACGAAUUCCGUGGAUGCUAUUCAAGCCCUCGCUGGGGCCCUGUUUUCCAGGGGAGUUUCAGUCGAUUUAGGUGCCGUCAAUGUGUUUGCUGCCUUUGGAAAACAUCCUCAGCUUUUGACAAACCUCCUGAACUAUCCAUGGGACCACUCCACUAGACUUUGGCACGAUUCGCGCAUAUCCCACAAUUCAAGCCAUCCUCAAUUCCCUCGAAAUGACAUUUUGGGUAGUUUCUCCGUUGAGAAUAUCGACCUGGAGCCGCGAUGGAGAAACAUCAUACGCGCCGACGAUCUACCCUGGGUCCGGCAGCACAAGGUCCACGGUAAUUCCGUGUACCCGAUGACUGGAUUCUUAUCCAUGGCGGUUGAAGGUGUUGCGCAGUUGGCACACUUGCAAAAUAUCCAGCUCGAUUGCGUGGAAAUGCGCGACGUAAAAAUGCAACGGAUGCUCGUGCUGCCUGAUACUUCCCCGGUGGAAGUCAUGCUGUCUAUGAAAAUACAUAAUGGGACCUCCAUGGCUCAUGGAGCUUGGUAUGAGUUCUGGACAUACUCCUGGGCGGAUGGCAGAGGAUGGGAUGAGCAUUGUCGCGGUUUCGUCAUCGCUAGAGGCCCCGAGCGAUCGAACCCUGUGAAUGAGGCCAAACUUGCCCUUGCUCGGAAUCUUUCUGCUUUCAGUGAGGAAUGCACCCAACACCUGAACUUGACGGAGAUUUACGCCAACAUUGCAGCUACUGUGCUUAGCUAUGGACCCCUUUUCCGUGAAUUUUCGAGUAUUUCUCUGAGCGGAGAUGGGAGGUCGACAGCAAAUGCACGUGUGCCAGACACCAAGAGCUGCAUGCCCUUUGGAUACGAGACUAGGUGUUUGGUGCAUCCCGUAACAUUGGAUAUGUUCCUGCAGCAGUUCUGGUUUUUCAGUGGAUUUGAUAAACCUGGGCCCAACUUUUCUUAUCUCGCGGACUCGGUCAAACACAUGCUGAUUCCACUCAAUGAUUCCGUUGAUAUCGGAACCCAGUUCAAGCUGUACACCACCCAAGACCGCAGGCCUACUAAUGGAGAAAACGUGAGCUAUAGUGUUUUGGGGGUUAUAACGGAGACUGGUGAGCCUUGGAUUACAGUCAAUGGGUUCACUGCAACACGCAUCAAUGACGCCCCAGAUACGUUCGACACUAAUGUCCAAAGGUCUCUAUGUUAUAAAGAGCACUUCGAGCCUUGCUUUGACCUGUUGGAGGCAUCUGGAGCCACACUACUUCAACAUUCGAAUGCCAACCGCAGAUGUGCAGUUGAACAGAUGCGUCUUUUGGAGCAAGUUUCACAUUACUAUAUUAGCCGUGCGCUACUUGAUUUACCGCAGAAGCUUCCGACCUUGCUACUCCACCACCAGUUGCUUUACCGCUGGAUGCAGAAGGUGUGUCCGUACCCUUCUGAAUCGGUCAGAAUAUGUGACAGCGAGACGAUUGAAUUGGUUCGGGCGAUGAACGCUGCAGGCCAGCUAUCCUGCAAGAUUGGUGAAAACCUGCCCAGUAUUCUCCAGGGUAAUCAGGAAGCACUGUCCAUCAUGGUUGAAGAUGAUCUUCUGAACCGUUAUUACGAGAGUCUGGAUGGCUACCGUCAGAGUUACCGGAACGCAGUCCUCUGUGUUGAAAAGAUGGCUCAUCAAAAUCCCCACAUGGACAUUCUUGAGAUUGGUGCUGGUACUGGAUCAGCGACAUUGCCCAUCCUGGAAGGUUUCGGUGGCAAGAACGGAGAGAGCACACCGCGCUUCCAUCAUUUCACCUACACGGAUAUCUCAACAGGUUUCUUUGAGAAGGCGAAGGAAAAGUUCCAUGACUGGGAUUCCCUCAUGUCUUAUCAAAGCCUCGACAUCACGAAGGAUCCAGUUGAGCAAGGAUACGCCGCCAAAUCCUACGAUCUGAUCAUUGCCUGUAACGUUUUGCAUGCCACCCCCCGUAUUGGCGAGACUGUGGCAAAUGCGCGCAAGCUUUUAAGGCCGGGCGGAAAACUUCUUCUGAUUGAAGAGACGAUCAUGCAUCAAAGACUUUUCUUGUUCGCCUGUCUUCCCGGGUGGUGGGCAAGUCAAGACGGAAGACAUGCCAACGGUCCCCUCCUAGCUCAACAGGAGUGGGAUGCUGUUCUCAAGGAUAACGGCUUUUCUGGAGUCGAUCUUUGCCUCGAGGAUUUCCCUGGUGCAUUCGAAGCAUCCAAUUGCAUGAUGGUUUCCACUGCUGCCGGUGGUCGGACCACGACACAGCAUGAUGUUGUCAUUGUUGACCAUGGGAUGCUGAACACCAUUCCAACUGGCGCUUUGAUUGACAGUCUCAAGGAUAUAACUGGUCUCGCUCCCAGUGUCACGCAGUUGGAUCAGGUGGAUGCGAGCGGCAAAAUUUGCGUGUUUAUCGGCGAGAUUGGUCAAAGCCUUCUCUCUGGUUUGACCACGAAACAUUUCCCUGCAGUCCAGCGACUGAUCACAACUGCGAAGGGGCUGUUGUGGGUUACUGGACACAAGGAUUCGGCUUCACAGCAAGCUGAUCUAAAGAUGAUUCUCGGCUUGGCUCGCACUGUGAGAAAUGAAACAGGCCUUCCAUUCGCCACAUUGGACCUCGGCAACCUCAACAGCAUUUCGGGCAAGGAUAUCGUGCGUCAUAUCAAACAUGUCUUCAAGGGAGUCUUCAUUCCAUCUUCCCAGUCAGUUCUUAUGAAUGGAGACCGGGAAUUCACUCUUCGAAAUGGAGAAGUCUGUGUCUCCCGCUUGGUGAAAGAUCCUGUCAUGAACUUGAGCAUGCUCCAAGAAGCAGGAAAAGCGCCUCCGCAGCUCCAGAAAUUCCAGCAAGAUGGGAGACCGCUCACGCUAAAACUGACCGAUGUUGGUGCUUUGGACGGAUUCUUGUUCACCGAUGAUCCCACUAAGAGUGCACCUCUGCGAAAGGGGUUCAUCGAGCUCCAGGUUUGCUACACGGGUCUCAAUUUCAGGGACAUCAUGACCGUCAUGGGAGAGGUCCCUGGAUCCGAGAUUGGUGCCGAAUGCAGUGGUAUUGUGACCGCCGUUGGUACCGGAGUUCACGACUUUAGGGUUGGAGAUCGUGUGUGCGCUAUGUUCAGUGGAUGCUUUUCGAAUUACAUUCACUGUCCUGCGACCAAUGCUUGGAAGAUUCCCUUGGGGGUGUCUCUGAAUGUUGCCGCCACUAUUCCUGUGACUUUUUGUACAGCCUACUACUCCAUGGUGGACGUGGCCCGAGUCGAGCCUGGGGAGAAUGUGUUAAUCCACUCAGCAGCUGGAGGCCUUGGACAAGCAGCCAUUCUUCUUGCGCAGUCCAUCGGUGCCAAAGUGUUUGCCACCGUAAGUACUCAGGAGAAGAAAGAAUUUCUCAUGAAAACAUACGGCUUGAGCGGGGACCAGAUAUUCUACAGCAGAGAUACUGGAUUUGGGCAAGCUAUCCGGCAUGCAACACAAGGGCGUGGUGUUGACGUCGUCCUGAAUUCUCUAAGUGGAGAUUUCCUCCGAGUUUCCUUUGAAACUUUAGCUCCAUUUGGUCGUUUCGUUGAACUUGGAAAGAGAGACUUCUUGCAAAACUCACGACUAGAAAUGUCCCAUUUCUUGAACAACGUCUCGGUUUCUUCGGUGGAUCUGGUUCUUGUUAUGCAACGCAAGCCAAAACUUUUGAAAAGACUUCUUGGAGACGUCUUCCAGCAAUUUUCUGAGGAUGUCUUCUGCCGACCACCCUGGCCUAUUACCUCUUACUCUAUUUCAGAGACGGAAGAUGCUUUCCGUGAGAUGCGAACAGGCCGUCAAAUUGGCAAGAUUGUUAUCGAAAUGAAGGCAGAUUCAUUGGUGAAGGUUCAUCCGCCAACUCGAUCUGAUUCUCUUGUUCGCCAAAACGCAACAUACAUCAUUGUCGGUGGCAAUCGAGGCAUCGGCCUGAACAUCACUUCCUGGCUAGCGGAGAAGGGGGCGCGGCAUUUGCUGAUCGUAUCCCGCUCUGGUCUGGUGGGUGAGGAGGCACAGAAUGCAAUUAUCAGACUCAUCAAUCAAGGAGUGACAGUCAAGGUGUGCCAAUGUAACGUUGGGGCCAAAGAGGAAAUGGAGACUCGGCUGAAGAGUAUCUUGUCGGAACUUCCGCCAGUUCGGGGUGUUAUCUACGGUGCCAUGAUUCUGCGGGAUGUUCCCUUCGAGAAAAUGGAGUAUGCCGAUUACAGUUCAGUGGUCCAGACACGGGUUCAAGGACUUUGGAAUGUUCAUCAUACGCUGGCGUCCCUUGGUCAGAAUCUUGAUUUCCUAAUCAAUCUCUCCUCGGUGGCCGGUGUCAUUGGAAAUCUCACGCAAGCCGCGUACGCUGCCAGUGGAACAUUUAUGGACGGCUUUGCUGAGUCCAUGAACACCGUUGGUCUACCAUGUACCACCAUCGACCUUGCGCCUGUUCGUGACGUGGGAUAUCUCGCCAAUGAUCAAAAGACCCAGGAUAUCGUUCAAGGCACUUUUGGUGGAAGCUGGCUUGACGCAGAAGAUAUCCACGGCCUUCUUGCAAGUGCCAUCAAGGGUGUCAUGAAGGAAUCCUGCAACAACCACUGCAUCACGGGCCUCGAUUCUGUCCAAGCAUCAAGCGUAACUGCUGGUCAGGCUUGGUCGCAAGAUCAGAGGUUCGCACAGUUGGUCCGCGCGGCGGCUGUUUCCGCAUGUUCCAAAUCUGCAGAUCGGUUGAGCGAUCUCGCGUCGGAAAGUCCUGCGAAAGCAUUACAGCAAGCCCAAGACCUCACACAAGGUCAGGAUAUCAUCGCACAGGCCCUACUGAAGAAGCUUUGUGGUCUCUUAAUGCUCUCAUUGGAGGAUGUCGAUGUAUCUAAGCCGAUCUCUGCCUUUGGGCUGGACUCCCUUGUGGCCAUCGAGGUCCGACAUUGGAUAUCGCGCGAAUUCGAGGCCAGCCUCCAGCUCUUGGAGAUUUUGGCCAGCGAUUCGGUUAGUGGGUUGGCCGGUACGAUUUUGCAUAAAUCCGGCGCCCUCCCGGACGGUCUCAAAUCCUCAGAUGCGAACGGGAAAUCCUGA